Molecule: messenger RNA, 888 nt
Organism: Arabis nemorensis
Lineage: Eukaryota; Viridiplantae; Streptophyta; Magnoliopsida; Brassicales; Brassicaceae
Source: the annotation of a GenBank genome assembly
AUGGCGAAGAAAUCUGGUGGUCUUGGAGAUUCCACGGCAAGUUUACCUUUCGAAACUCAAAGGUUAUCAUCAGUAGGACUGAUGAAGGCAGCCACUGGAUAUAUUGGAGUGGGCCGCUCCAAUUGGUCCAUACCGGGAUUACUAGCACACUACAUGUGGAACCUCAAUGGAUUUGUCAUAAACAUUUAUGAUUUGUCCUCUAUGGAUAUUUAUGAUUAUUGUGGGCCAAAUGCUUACUGCGACAUAAACAUCAUGAAUGCAAACUGUACAUGUCUUAAAGGAUAUUACAACACUACAGAUGGGUGCGUGAUAAUGGCGCCUCUCCACCGCGGGGAAAACGAAUUUGUCUCACUACUGAACAUGAGUUUUCCGCACAGUUUGAAGCCUAUUCAAUCUGAAUCUACCAGAAUGCCAGAAGAUAUGCACCGAGGAUUCGGCUACAUGUCUCCGGAAUAUUCCACAAAGUCAGACAUUUUCAAUUAUAAGUGGGAAGCAGGACAACAGAUUCUCCUAUGUGGACGCCAACACGAAUCUUUGUGUGGAAGAAAAUGGGUGGGCGGAAACUGGGAAGAGAUUAUGGAUCAAGUCAUACUGGAAUCAUCAGCGUCUCGGGCUGAACAAGUCCGAAGAUGCAUCGGAAUUGGUCUUUGUGCGUUCAACAAGGUGCAGAUGACAGACCAAAGAUGUCAGCGGUUGUUGCAAUGCUCGAGAACCAAGAACUUGAGCUUCCCAAUCCUAAACCGCCUGGGUUCUUCAUGGGUGAAAGUCAGAAUGCAAUUCCUUCGAAUACCAACCAAGACUGUUCUGCUUCAAUCAACCAAUACACCCUCACAGAAAUCAGAUCACGAUAGUCAGGUACUUUUCAAGCUAGUUGUGAUCACUGCAUAA